Dunckerocampus dactyliophorus (ringed pipefish) is the source of this 4811-nucleotide messenger RNA. It is a transcript of the gene ankrd28b, whose product is annotated as ankyrin repeat domain 28b. Gene Ontology annotation, cellular component: cytoplasm. Gene Ontology annotation, molecular function: protein binding. Lineage: Eukaryota; Metazoa; Chordata; Actinopteri; Syngnathiformes; Syngnathidae. The transcript is spliced from 28 exons. The record is from RefSeq and is a predicted model, not a curated record. The coding region runs from base 322 to 3480 and encodes 1052 amino acids.
CUUUGUCCUUACUUGGGCACUUUCACAUACCUAAAUCAAAUGCGUACAAGAGCCAGCCAGCCAAUGGUAUUCUUCUUCCUCAUGGAGGAGUUUUGACCAAUCGCAUAGCAUCUUUUUGGGAGGUGGAAUAUGGCGGCGCUAAUGUUAUGGAGUUUCCGCUACUCGUUUGCUUGCAUGCAAUCAGGCAAGGUAGCUAAGCUAGCGUCACGCUAGGCCUCCAGCAGACCAGCGACUGAGGGAGCAACGAGAUCAAACUACUGUCAGGAAGGAGACAAACAUCCCUUUGCAAGUCUGCAUGAGAACACGUAAAACCACACAAAUAUGGUGGUUCUCAAAAUUCGAGACCAGCCUGCUUUGCUGAAAGCCAUUUUCAACGUGGAUCCCGACGAAGUGCGAUCACUCAUAUUCAAAAAGGAGGAUGUGAAUGCACAGGACAAUGAGAAACGAACGCCACUGCAUGCUGCCGCCUACCUUGGAGAUGCAGAAAUUAUAGAGCUUCUGAUUCUUUCAGGUGCCAGAGUAAAUGCCAAAGAUAGCAAGUGGCUCACUCCUCUGCACCGAGCUGUUGCCUCCUGCAGCGAGGAGGCUGUGCAAGUGUUGCUCAAGCACUCUGCAGACGUAAACGCACGAGACAAGAACUGGCAGACGCCGCUACACAUCGCCGCGGCAAAUAAGGCGGUCCGCUGUGCAGAAGCACUCGUGCCACAGCUCAGUAAUGUGAACGUGUCGGAUAGAGCCGGCCGGACCGCGCUGCACCAUGCAGCCUUCAGUGGUCACCUGGAGAUGGUUCGGCUUCUGCUCUCCAGAGGGGCUAAUAUUAAUGCCUUCGACAAGAAGGACCGACGUGCAAUCCAUUGGGCGGCCUACAUGGGUCACAUUGAGGUGGUAAAGCUGUUGGCGUCUCAUGGAGCCGAAGUAGCCUGCAAAGACAAGAAAUCGUACACACCUCUUCACGCCGCUGCCUCCAGUGGGAUGAUCAGCGUUGUCAAAUACCUCCUGGACCUGGGGGUGGAUAUCAAUGAGCCCAACGCAUACGGCAACACGCCCCUCCACGUGGCCUGCUACAACGGGCAAGACGUGGUGGUGAACGAGCUCAUAGAGUGCGGGGCAAGCGUCAACCAAGUAAAUGAGAAAGGUUUCGCUCCUCUCCACUUUACCGCCGCUUCACGUCACGGCGCGCUGUGUCUGGAACUGCUUGUGUGCAACGGGGCCGACGUCAACAUCAAGAGUAAGGAUGGAAAGACUCCCCUCCACAUGACGGCUAUACAUGGAAGGUUCUCACGGUCUCAAGCGAUUAUUGAAAACGGUGCUGAGAUUGACUGCGAGGACAAGAACGGAAAUACGCCACUGCAUAUUGCUGCACGAUACGGACACGAGCUGCUCAUCAGCACACUUAUUACCAACAGAGCUGACACAGCUAAACGAGGGGUCCAUGGUAUGUUCCCACUGCAUCUGGCUGCACUUAGUGGAUUCUCGGAUUGCUGCCGAAAGCUUCUGUCUUCAGGUUUUGAUAUAGACACCCCUGAUGACUUUGGAAGGACGUGUUUACAUGCUGCAGCUGCUGGAGGAAACCUGGAAUGUCUCAAUCUACUUCUCAACACGGGGGCAGACUUCAAUAAAAAAGACAACUUUGGCAGGACUUCUCUGCACUACGCUGCUGCCAACUGUAACUACCAGUGUUUGUUUGCGCUGGUGGGCUCGGGGGCUAGCGUCAAUGACCUUGAUGAGAGGGGCUGCACUCCUCUCCACUACGCUGCUGCUGCUGACACAGAUGGAAAGUGCCUGGAAUAUUUACUGCGGAAUGAUGCACAUCCAGGGAUCCGAGACAAUCAGGGCUACAAUGCUGUGCACUAUGCCUCUGCGUAUGGACAUCGCCUGUGUCUGGAGCUGAUUGCAAGUGAAACCCCUCUAGAUGUGUUAAUGGAAACCUCAGGGACAGACAUCCUGAAUGAUUCUGACAUCAGAGCUCCUAUCAGCCCCCUCCAUCUUGCUGCUUACCACGGUCACCACCAAGCCAUGGAGGUCCUGGUGCAGUCUCUGUUGGAUCUGGAUGUGAGAAACAGCCAAGGACGUACGCCUCUAGAUUUGGCUGCGUUUAAGGGCCAUGUGGAGUGUGUAGAUGUUCUAAUCAACCAGGGUGCCUCCAUCCUGGUAAAAGACUUCACCUUAAAGCGAACCCCCAUCCAUGCUGCAGCUACUAAUGGUCACUCAGAAUGUUUACGGUUGCUGAUUGGAAAUGCUGAUCUUCAAAGCGCAGUGGACAUUCAAGAUGGUAACGGACAAACCCCUCUGAUGCUGUCAGUUCUAAGUGGACACACAGAUUGCGUGUACUCUCUGCUUAAUAAGGGAGCCAGUGUAGAAGCCAAAGACAAGUGGGGCAGGACGGCUCUGCAUAGAGGAGCUGUGACUGGCCACGAGGAAUGUGUGGAGGCCUUGCUGCAGCACAGUGCCAGCUUUCUGGUGCAAGACUGUAAAGGCCGCAUGCCGGUCCACCUGGCAGCAGCGUGUGGACACAUCGGAGUACUGGGAGGCCUGCUACAUGCUGCCCAAUCAGUGGAAGCACCUCUAGUGUUAACGGACAGCCAAGGCUACACACCGUUGCACUGGGCCUGCUACAACGGACAUGAUACAUGCGUGGAGGUCCUGCUGGAGCAAGAAGUUUUCCAAAAGGCUGAAGGAAAUCUCUUCAGCCCCCUCCACUGUGCUGUGAUCCGUGACAAUGAAGGUGCUGCUGAGAUGCUGAUAGACACCCUGGGUCCUGCCAUUGUCAAUGCCAAAGACAGCAAAAACAGGACACCCCUGCAUGCCGCAGCCUUCACAGACCAUGUUGAGUGUCUGCAGCUGUUGCUGAGCCACAGUGCUCAGGUCAGCGGUGUGGAUGCCGCGGGGAAGACCCCACUCAUGAUGGCUGCUGAGAACGGCCAGACCAACGCUGUUGAGCUGCUGGUAAACAGUGCAAAAGCAGAUCUCACUUUGCAGGAUGCUGUGAAGAACACGGUACUUCAUCUUGCCUGCAGUAAGGGACAUGAAACCAGUGCCUUGUUGAUAUUGGAAAAGAUUACAGACAGAAACCUCAUAAAUGCCACAAACGCCGCCUUGCAGACGCCUUUGCACGUUGCUGCAAGGAAUGGCCUGACUGUGGUGGUGCAAGAGCUACUUGCAAAGGGAGCCAGUGUCCUUGCAGUGGAUGAAAACGGUUACACACCCGCCUUGGCUUGUGCCCCUAACAAAGAUGUGGCAGACUGCCUCGCCCUCAUCCUGGCCACCAUGAUGCCUGUGUCCCCUUGCGCCCCGGCACCCACCCUUCCUUUCAGUGCCAUGAACCACUACACCACCAGCCCCUCCAAGAGUGCCACCUUUGACAGUCUCCCUGUGCUGCGUGGCCAGCACACCUCCUACUGCAGCUUCAACAACAUUGGCCAUCACGAUGGCUUCUACAAAGACGAGGAGCUCAACGACUCGGAUUCAGAGACGUACUGAAGGACGGGACAGUGCGCUACAACACACACACACACACACUGUGUCUUAAAAUUCACCCAUGGCCAGCUUGGGAGGGUAGAAGAGAUGAGGCCCCUGCAGGAGCCUUGAAACUCAUCCCCUCCCGACCUCAUUCAGCACCAGGUGUCCUUCCAGCUGAAAAAGGCUAUACUGGCCCACUACUGAGUGACUGCACUCUAUAGGCAUACAGCGACCUUUUUACUGCAAUAACAUGCUGAUGAAGGACGGUAGCACCUCAUGGAAGGCUAAACCAGCAUGGACCAAAUGAUGCAGAUGCAUUUUAACCCAAUUAAUUGUGUAAAUGAGAUUGUCAGGUUAUUUCAUUUUAAUUUUUGUUCCGUUAUUGUGUUUCCUGCAGGGGUGUGCAACUCCUUUUUGAGAUGUGUGAAUUAAGUGAUUGAUUUCUGCACACUGUCAUUCAGAAUGCACUUGUCCUUCAAGUCCGUGCAUCACACAGGAGUUUAAGAUCAAUUUUUAAAAUAUAAUGCCCCCUCGAAAAGAAAGAAAUUACACUUAGUAAACCGAUUUAUUUAAAAGUAAUUAUUUACAUCAGAUUAUUUUUAUGUUGAUCAGCCUCACCUUGUGUAUCGACCUGUCCAUUGCAGUUUAGUAUAAAGAAUAAAUUAUUUGUGUACUUUUGGGUCUUAUGUGCUGGUUUUGUGCCUUCAUUAGUUAUUGAGGAAGGGUCUGUAGAGACAGCUGUGAAAGCACAGUGAGUCGUGCUAGGUACGGGUAAGUAAAGCAUUUCUGAGAACUUCUAAGAACUGCGUUUAUGUUGAGGCACCAGAGGCUCCACCUUGCUAGGUGAAACACUGUAACAAGGAUAGAAUACACUUCUAAGAACUGCGUUUGUUGAGGCACCAGUGGCUCCACCUUGCUAGGUGAAACACUAACAAGGAUAAAUACACUUUGAAUUACUUUUGUGUGACUUGUCUUGCAGUGUUUUUAUCAGGUUCUGCUUGUUUAAUGAUUUGAAAAGAACUUUAAUCUCCCACUAUUGAAAUUCCCCCAACUUCUUCUCAUAGUCACUUCAACCUGCAAAUAUGUACAUUCGUUGGAUUCCUUGUGGUUGGAUAUAAUUACAAUGUAUAUACAAAAAAAAGAUAACUGGAGUCUAAGUUGCAAUGGAUUAUUUCAUUACUGAGAUUGGUGUAUAUUUUAUGAGUAAUAAUUUGGUAAUUUAAUAAUUCUGGAUCAUUGAGUGUAUUAUUGUACUUGAAACACAUUUAAGUUAGUAAUAGACAUCACAGUUGCAAAAGCAGUCAUAUUUCCUUGUCAUUUUUAUUCAAGGGUGCAAAUACUUAUACCUGUCC